AAUAAAAAAUAAAACAAAGCCGUUUCAUUUUAUUUUAUUUAUUUAUUUAUUUUUAUUUUCCUUCUUCGUCUCCACAGUUCACACCAUUCUCGUCUUCCUCUAUAGAAAGAGCUCCGGAAAAAAAAAACAUUUCUUCCAUAUUCCCGAUUGAGUCCUCGAACCUUCUCGAAUUUCCCAAUCCAACCGCGACGACAUGGCUCCUGCCACCUCAUCGCCGGCGGCUCAGAGGCACAUCGGCUUCAGCCGGCGCACGCAGGCACCGCGGCGACCGGCUGACUCUCCGCCGGCAAAGAAGUAUAGGUCGUUGAAGGAGAUAAUGGCGAGGGCGAGCUAUGCGGUGGUGGAACGCGAGGAUUACAGCGACCUGACCUGCGAGCAAUGCGGCUCCGGCGAGCGGCCGGAGGAGCUGCUUCUGUGCGACAAAUGCGACAAAGGCUUCCACAUGAAAUGCGUGAGGCCAAUCGCGGUCAGGGUCCCGAUUGGAUCAUGGCUUUGCCCUAAGUGUUCGGGAGAGAAGAGAGUGAGAAGUUUAUCUCAGAAGAAGAUUAUUGAUUUCUUCGGGAUUCAGAAAUGUGCUAUUCGUGCUAAAGACAAACGUUCUUCUUCUCAGGAUGCUAAGAAGCGUCGUAGACGUUCAGGAUCCCUGGUAUUACAAAAGAAAAAGAGGAAAUUAUUACCAUUUAUUCCUUCAGAAGAUCCUGCCCAGAGACUGAAACAGAUGGGUUCCCUUGCUUCUGCUUUGACAGCAUUGCAUAUGGAAUUCAGUGAUCAACUCACAUACUGGCCUGGAAUGGCUCCUAGAUCUGCUAAUCAAGCCAAAUUAGAAAACGGUGGCAUGCAGGUUCUUUCCAAGGAAGAUAUAGAGACCUUGGAACACUGCAUAGCUAUGUCUACAAGAGGCGAAUGCCCUCCCUUUUUGAUUGUUUUUGAUUCAUGUGAAGGCUUUACUGUGGAGGCUGAUGGCCCGAUCAAGGAUAUGACAUUUAUUGCUGAAUACACUGGUGAUGUGGAUUACAUUAAGAACCGAGAGUAUGAUGAUUGUGACAGUAUGAUGACCCUUCUUCUUGCAGCAAAUCCUUCUGACAGUCUUGUCAUCUGUGCUGAUAAACGUGGAAACAUUGCCCGCUUUAUCAAUGGCAUCAACAAUCAUACUUUGGAAGGUAGGAAGAAGCAGAACUGUAAAUGUGUGAGAUACAAUGUUAACGGUGAAUGCAGGGUCUUUUUGGUUGCUACUCGAGAUAUUUCUAAGGGCGAGAGGCUUUAUUAUGAUUAUAAUGGUUAUGAGCAUGAAUAUCCAACUCAUCAUUUUGUCUGAGUGAAAGUCAUAAAUACCUCCUAACAAUCCUAUAGAAUUGGAUGCAAUUAUAGGUCCUCGUGAAAGGAUUUUCAUGAUUUUCUUGAAAAAUUUAACUCAUUGUUCUUGCAGAUUCAACAAAUUUUUUCCUAAAUUGUUGCCAUGGGAA
Gastrolobium bilobum is the source of this 1463-nucleotide messenger RNA. Its product is annotated as probable Histone-lysine N-methyltransferase ATXR5. The transcript has 6 exons. Bases 194 to 1315 code for a protein of 373 amino acids. Gene Ontology annotation, molecular function: protein binding. The record is from RefSeq and is a predicted model, not a curated record. Lineage: Eukaryota; Viridiplantae; Streptophyta; Magnoliopsida; Fabales; Fabaceae.